Molecule: messenger RNA, 912 nt
Organism: Polistes canadensis
Lineage: Eukaryota; Metazoa; Arthropoda; Insecta; Hymenoptera; Vespidae
Product: mitochondrial import inner membrane translocase subunit Tim10 B-like
Exons: 3
Coding region: 567-863 (98 amino acids)
Cellular component (GO): mitochondrial intermembrane space chaperone complex
Source: RefSeq, a predicted model, not a curated record
UAUAUAAUGCUAUAUACGCUAUAAGAAGUGUAACAAACUGUGCAAAUAUUCUAAGAGUAGGUUUAAGAAUUAUGUGUGUUUGAACAUAGAGCUUAAAGUAAAUCGAAGUUAAUAUUGACGCAAGCUCUCGUAUCCAAUUAACGCGUUCAAAUAAUCAUUUUGAGGACCAAUCAACGUGCUCUGAUGGUCACGUUUUAACGACGAAUCACAAAGCUCAUACGAGUGCAGUUCUACUAUCUUAAUAAAACGUCUAAGGACAAAUAAUUUUACGUUUAUAUUUAUAAUCGUUUCUCGUUACCAUAUCUGUUUUCUUACUUGUUCAUUAUUCCAUUGUAAUUGAUUGAUUAAGUGAUCGAUAAUUUAUCCGAAUUGACUAUAAGAAGUAUUGUUAUUCCCUUAGUGUAUAUUCAAACAAAACAUAGGGAAGUUAUUGGGUAAAAGUCCCGCAGAUUUAUAUGCAUUUUUAAAAGUACUUAUUAUUUGUAAAUGAAUGGAAGAAUUUGAAAUUGCAUUACUUUCACUAAUAUAAUUUUUUAAUAACUUACUAUAUAUCAUCAAAUUUUAAAAUGGAUGUUCAACUGAGAAAUUUUCGAGAUUUUCUUCUCGUAUUCAAUCAAAUAUCGGAGACUUGUUUCAGGAGAUGUGCCAAUACAUUUCUUACUAGAGAUAUAACUUCUAAUGAGGAUUUAUGUAUUAAAAAUUGUACAGAAAAGCAUGUGAAUGCAAAUCACAAAAUUAUGGAGUUGUAUGUGGAAAUCCAACCUGUUUUAGUUCGUAAGAGAAUAGAAGAAAUGAAUGAUACCCAAGCUGCAAUAAUGGCACAAUCAAAAGAUAAACAAGAAGUAGGAACAACUGUAUCAUAAAUUAAUUAUAAUGUUUUUUUUUCGAAUAUACAAUUGAUUUCUUUAUUUA